This is a messenger RNA of Micropterus salmoides (largemouth bass), 831 nucleotides long. RefSeq lists its product as uncharacterized. Gene Ontology annotation, biological process: box C/D snoRNP assembly. The record is from RefSeq and is a predicted model, not a curated record. Gene Ontology annotation, molecular function: box C/D methylation guide snoRNP complex binding. Lineage: Eukaryota; Metazoa; Chordata; Actinopteri; Centrarchiformes; Centrarchidae.
UGCUGGAGCGGCUGCAGAGCUUCCUGCCUCAGAUGGCCGAGGCCAAUGAAAAGCUGAAGCAGCAGAUGGAGGACGCUCCUGCUGGAUGCUUUGAUAUAGAGAGCGUGGAAGAGGCAGAGAGGGUCAUAGAGAUGGACGUAGCGCUGGUGGAUCUCAGCGGGUCAGACAGCGACUCUGGAGAGGAAGAGGAGACUUCGGACUCCGAGGAGGAGUCAGACUCUGGCGAGGAGAACGGCAUCACAGAGCAGAACCUCAAAUUACCUGGAGACAAAGGCAAGACGAAGAAAGCCAACAUCCAGGUUGUUGAUCAACAAGGAGAGUAGAAAAGUUGCCCAGACAGACUUUUGGCUGCAGAUUGAAUUUCUUUGACCUCUGAGGUGAUGUGGGUAAAACCGACCAAUGACAAAACCUCUGCCUUGUGUGCACUGCACAGACUAUGAGAGCAGAAAACUCCUGUGUGGAGAGAUGCAGAUCGUCCUGAUGCUGAUCCGUAUGAGAACAGUAAAUAUUAUUUUGUACAGUUAAAGGUCAAAGCUGCAAAAGUGCCUUUGGAGCUAGAACACAGUAUGUGAUUACCUCAUCCAGCCCGGCCAUCAUCUGAACGUAGGACCUCUCGUACAGGAUGUGUUUAGGUGGAACACUGGAUCACUUUGUGUUUGGCCCCUGUUUUGAUGAGCUGACACACAUCAGUUUGGCCUACAAGCUUUUUGUGCUUUCAUGAGGCACAUUUGUGAUUUUCUUGAAUCAGUUCAGGCUAACCCAUUAGCCAGCUGAAAUAAUCCUGUUAAUUCCUUCAAAUUUUCAUAAUUAAACGCCAUGUUCUCUGGUUCA